Molecule: messenger RNA, 558 nt
Organism: Rotaria socialis
Lineage: Eukaryota; Metazoa; Rotifera; Eurotatoria; Philodinida; Philodinidae
Source: the annotation of a GenBank genome assembly
AUGACGUAUCACAUAGUUCAAGUUGACAAUUCACGUCUUUCUGAAUUCAAUCGUAUAUCAAUAUCAUUUGAAGUUCAUUCUAUUUAUGACGUCAUUGAAGAUCAAGAGAAAAUCACGCUUAUUGAACGACCUCUUCUUACAUCGUAUGUAAAAGAUUAUGAUCAACUUGAAUCAAAUUCACCUCAUUCAUGGAGCAGUAUGGAUACGAGUGACUGGGGAAUCUUUCUUGCACUUGAUACAACUGAUAAUGACAGGCCGCCUAUAGGUGGAGCAAUUGUAAUUAUGCCUGAAUGUACACUAUGGGAUUUACGUGUUUUGCCUACAUAUAGACAUUUAGGCAUUGGACGAGCUUUAUUCAAACACGCUAUUGAAUGGUGUAAACAGCAGGGAAUAACAACGCGUAUGAGCAUUGAAACACAAAAUACAAAUGUAAUUGCUUGUCGAUUCUAUGCAGCUAUGGGAGCUCGAUUAGGUGACAUCGAUAGAAAAGCAUAUGAACAUAAUGAACAAGUUAAAGAUGAAAUCAGAAUUAAUUGGUAUAUUGAUUUUAACUCAUAA